This is a messenger RNA of Salvelinus sp. IW2-2015, 4439 nucleotides long. RefSeq names its product serine/threonine-protein kinase 40. NCBI's taxonomy places the organism in Eukaryota, Metazoa, Chordata, Actinopteri, Salmoniformes, Salmonidae. Gene Ontology annotation, biological process: protein phosphorylation. Gene Ontology annotation, molecular function: ATP binding; protein kinase activity. The record is from RefSeq and is a predicted model, not a curated record.
UAUGGAAAGAUGCGAUCAGAAAGCUGACGAAUGGAAGCUGUUCCUGAGUGGUCAUUUCGGUAAUAGUGGCUAAAACAAACAUUGCACGAUAUCAACCCUCCAUAUACGGUCUCCUUUGGUUGGGGCAACAAACUGCUUAUGCACCGAACAAAUACUUUUAAAGAAAUGUCCAUGCUGUAGCAUUACAACGCAGACUUUCCUCGGCGUUUUCAGCUCGAGAGCUCCAGCAUGUCUAAGCGGCGCUCUUUGGAGAGGGGGGCCGGAGAGACCUCGGGCAGGGCCAGCAAGCUCCUCUGUCCUGGAAUAGCUGGAAGCAACGCCAAGAGGGCAGGUCCUUUUGUCCUGGGGCCUCGUUUGGGGAACUCGCCCGUGCCAAGCAUAGUGCAGUGUCUGGCCAGGAAGGAUGGGACGGAUGACUUCUACCAGCUAAAGAUCCUGACGCUGGAGGAGCGGGCAGACGCGGCCGGGGAGACCCAGGAGGAGAGGCAGGGGAAGAUGCUGCUGCACACCGAGUACUCCCUCCUCUCGCUGCUCCAUAACCAGGAUGGAGUGGUGCACCACCAUGGCCUGUUCCAGGACCGGGCGUACGAGAUUGUGGAGGAUCCGGAGGCCAACAAUGGAAAGGUGCGCCGACUGAAGAAGCGGAUCUGCCUGGUGCUGGACUGCCUCUGUGCGCACGACUUCAGCGACAAGACUGCGGACCUCAUCAACCUGCAGCACUACGUCAUCAAGGAGAAGCGGCUGAGCGAGCGCGAGGCCAUUGUCAUCUUCUACGAUGUGGUGCGCGUAGUGGAGGCCCUGCACAAGAAAAACAUUGUGCACMGAGACCUGAAGCUUGGAAACAUGGUGCUGAACAAACGAACUCAUCGGAUUACCAUCACCAACUUCUGCCUGGGCAAGCACCUGGUGAGUGAGGACGACCUGCUGAAGGACCAGCGAGGAAGUCCAGCCUACAUCAGCCCUGACGUACUGAGUGGCCGGCCAUACCACGGUAAGCCCAGUGACAUGUGGGCCCUUGGCGUGGUGCUGUUCACCAUGCUCUACGGCCAGUUCCCCUUCUACGACAGCAUACCUCAAGAACUAUUCCGCAAGAUCAAGGCUGCAGAGUACUCCAUCCAGAGUAGGGACGGGCGUGUGUCAGAGAACACUGUGUGUCUUAUACGGAAGCUGCUGGUGCUAGACCACCAGCAGAGGCUGACCGCUGCCGAGGUCCUGGAGUCUCUCAGCGGCAUUAUUGCCUCAUGGCAGUCAGUAUCCUCUUUGACUGGACCUCUUCAGGUUGUACCGGACAUCGAUGACCAGAUCAGCCACCCAGAGCAUCUCCAGGAGGUGAAAAUGACGGAGGAGUCGUCGCAGUACGAGUUUGAGAACUACAUGCGCCAGCAGCUGCUGCUGGCCGAGGAGAAGAACACUAUUCACGAGGCCAAGGCCAGUUUCCUCGCCAAACGCCAGUUCAGCGCCAUCCCGCCCGUGCGGCGCCUGGGCCACGAUGCCACACCCGUCAGCCCUCUGGACGCAGCCAUCCUGGCCCAGCGCUUCCUCCGGAAGUAGCCCCUUCACCCAUCACCUUGCCCUCAAGGGGACAAGUGGGUUGGGGAACACAAGGGUUGUGUCGGGAAGGUACCCUGAAACUGAGAAUAUCUAUGGGAGCUUAGCCCAACCCUCCCUUGGGUAGAGGGGUCCCUAGCUGUGGGGAGUUAGGUAGGUGGAGUGGGAAUAGACAUGGGGGGAGGGGGGGGCAGAACUGAUCACUCACCUGACAACCUCUCAUAGUUUUCACACUUCAAGUCUGGGUGUCGGUGGUGUGCACAGCAAUGGCUUAGAUGGAGAAUCUGAAGAUCUCAACCAAAGGCUCCCACUGAACCCCCCACCUCAGCCAGCCAGCUAUGGGCACAUAUGGACUCAGCCAGCCAGCUAUGGGCACAUAUGGACUCAGCCAGCCAGCUAUGGGCACAUAUGGACUCAGCCAGCCAGCUAUGGGCACAUAUGGACUCAGCCAAACAGCUAUGGGCACAUAUGGACUCGUACAGGCCAGGGGGAUACCAGACACGCAUGUGUGUGUUUGUACAUGAAAAGCCCCCCCUCCCAUUUGUUUCCCUCUGCUGAGACCUGGCCAUUGCCCUCCUACCUACCCCCAAUUAUUCUUGAAACCCUGAGCAAUACAGGGCCAGAAGAACCAUGUAGCAACCUUCCUCUAACCUCCCCCUCAACUCUCCAAACUGAGAUCACUUGAUCAUGGACGUAAUUCACUCUCUUUAGUUUCCUCAUAACCAAAAUGAUCUGGACUAGUCCCGUCUCUAAACUGACGACUUCAAAUCUACCUCUCUCAAUCUUUAUUUUUUAUUUUAUUUUUUGUGUGCAUUUUACACCAUGUCCACCAUUCUCGGAAAACAAGGAAUUGUCGGGGUAGUGUUGUCACCGUAGACAGAAAGCAUUACUAUGUUUUGGUGCAUAAAGGUUUGGAAUGUGGAAUAUGAAUAAGCUUUUUUCCUUAUGACUAAUAAGUAGCAUUCUACACUUCUAUCUAUUCUACAUUGAAAAUGCUAACUAUCAAAGGGUGGCCAAAAUCGCCUACUUCUGUCUUUAAGUCUAGCAGAUUGCAUUGUUUUCUUGCUUUUGCUCUCACCCCCUGUGGAACCAUUUUUUUGCAUUUAGGUGUCAAGUACCUGGAAGAGCUGGAUGGGGCGACGUUUAUUAGAUGUUUCAUGUUGAUCCUCUCUCGUUAUUGCUGUUCUAAUUGGCAUCUUUGAUUAAUAAUCAUGACGUGGACACUAUCAUUUUUUGGGGGUGAGAAAUCAUGGCCCGUCUUAACUGAUUGUUAGCCAAGGAAAUGAUACCUCCCCCACGUUCACCACUGAACAACUUCCAGGUAUUCAACUUCCCAUUUAUCCCGUGACAUCAUCAUUGUGAGACAGGUAUUGGGCAUGAAUGUGAAUGAAUGGUAAUCCCAGUGAUUGUCAGUGUGUAGAUAAGUGUGAUUUGGGCCAGGGGUGUAUUAGACAAAGCCAGGGCCUUUUCAGUGGUAGGUGCAGACUAGAGCCACGUUAUUUAAGCCCAGUGAGUCAGUGCAGACCCUUAAACUAGCCAUCCUUCCCAAUCUGUUUAUCUUGCCUGCCUCAGUUGCUUGCACACACUGAGAACAUACAGGCUUUUCAAAACUGGCUGGACUGAAUGUGUCCGCUAUGAAAGAUGGGCAUCCCUCWUUUUGCCCCUGUCUUAGUCGUGAAUGCUCUAGUGCGUAGCAAAGUUUAAAAAUCAAACAAAACCGCGAUGAUCAUAGCUCUCAAGCCCGUUUAGCUGUUGUAAGUUAUAUUGUAGUAGCUGAUCAUGAAAGACUUACUAUAAUGUUGAUAGUGAUAAUUGAAUAGUGUAAUAUUUCAUAGAGAAACUCAACAAUGAGGUUGUCUCAGUCGCGUUACGCACAUUCUUAAGCUUCCCUCUGCUGGCGGUGCCGUAGUGGUGCCAAACGUGAUCAAUCCAAUCAUUCUGCACAGAGGCUAACGGCUGUUUCGUCUAAAGUGCACUAGUGUCCUGGAAAUACGAUGACAUUGCUAAAGUAGGCAAGUAGGGAAAAUGUUUGCCAUUAUGUCGGCAAAUUUACUUUAGACAGAUGGCAAUGUUGUCAUUUGUUAGCAAAGUUUGUCAAAAAUAGCUAGCAAUGUUGCUAAGCUACUAACUCGUGAAYAAUAUUAGUCAUCUGUUCACAUAAGCUUACCCAUCUUUAUGGGUAUUCGCAUUGCUUAGACCUUCACCCUAUUUAUAACCAAACUGAUCACAUGGGUAGAAACUUGAGUCAGUUUCGUCCUAUUUCAUUGUAUAUUGUCUUUUUCCUCAAUUUCAUUUAUGUUUAUUUUGUUAUUUAUUCACUGUCCAUUUUCAGGCAUCAAAUCUAUUUUCCAUUUUAGCUUUAAGCAAGAAGUUUUCUGGUUCCAUUUGUUUCUCCAAACUUGAGCCGCCAUUGCARUUUUUUCUCUCUCAGCCCAUCUUCAUUAAAGAUCUCUUUUUAUAAUUGUUUACCAUUGCCACACACUCGUGGUCGAUUUAAGCUACACUAAUAAUGAAACUGACUCUGCAUAGUUCUAUUUUUUACACAAAUAAUCGUGCAUUAUGAUGAUUUAUGGUAGUGAUCUGUUUAUUACCCGAAUCCAAGUUCUGUUUGUGCCGUUUUGCCAACUCCUGUUGCCUUGACAAUGACUAGCACAAACAGAUCUGGGACCAUGCCAACUGUUUAUCGCCCCAUACCAGACUUUUGGUCAGUAUGUAAAUAUAAAACCAUCAUUACAGCGACAACACCAGUAGAGCUUCCAUCUAGUGGAACGAUACCAGCUCUGAUCAGGGGUACAUUCAGUAAGGUGAAAUGUUGCAGAUAGGAAUGUGUUGAAUAGAACUGACAUGAUUCCAAAUUCAACAUGACAGGAAAUCAUAUCUUCAUCUGAACG